AUGUCUCGACUUCCUGGAAGACCACCGCCGGAGGCAUAUUUGCAGCCACCCUUGCGUAGGCAUCGAUCUGAUCGACACAAUUUAUCCAUAAAAACCAUUCCCAUCCCUUCAUUGUUACGUCAGACAUCGACCUCCUCUUCAUCACGACCUGCUGUCAAUAUCAACAAGAAGCCUAUUCAUCCAAAUAAAAUCCAACAUGCUUCGAAGUUGUAUAGCGAAUUUCGGAUGAAAGAAGGAUUGGCGCAACUCUCUCCGGACCCGAACGCAACAUCCUCCAGUAGCAUUAGAUCAUAUGGUCCUCCCAGCCUACCUGGACCUCUUACUAACGCCUCUCGGUCAUCCAGAGAUAUGACUGCACCGUCCUUCGAUGCAGUCUCAGAAUUUUCUUCGGUAAUAUCAUUCGAUACCGGUAGUCAAUCUUCAAGGAAAUCUGGGCGAAGAAAUGAGGCAUUCUCUUAUCAAGGCAACGCAGUAGCACAACGGACUAGGAAGAAGUUUGAACCUGUGGGAAGAGCUAGAACGGCUUUGAUCCGAUAUCUAGGGGCUUGCCAACAUUGUAAAUUUCGCAACGUCAAAUGCCUCCUAGAACAUCACGACAUCGAAAGCUUAGAACGUGCGCACCAAUCAAAUUCGACCAAACAAGAAUCCGACUUACAGUACAAUGACUCAGACCCUCCCAUUUACGAAUCCCAGGUACAAAACACUGCUUCUGAACAAGCUACACCGGUUACUUCACACGGUCAAUAUGAGGCAUUGCGAGGUAUUGGUGAGAAAUUUGGUGUCGCACCCGAAGUACCCUGCAAUGGCGAAGUGUUAUUUUCCCCUGGAGCAUUCGAUUUAGAAACUGGUUUCGGCCUAGAUAUAUACGAUUCCCCUGCCACAUUGAGUCUCGAAGCUCGAGUCACAGAUUUUUAUUCUCCCACUCAAAAUGGUGGUCAAUUUCCACUUGGGUUCUGGCAUGAUUCGACGUUCAGAUGCAACUUUCUUGACGGAGAUUGUCCACAAUCCUUCGCCGGUGCAGAAGCUCUCCAAACACACUUUGAGACCACCCACUUUGAGUUUACUCGCAUUAGUCCAUUUGAACGACUCAUUUGCACUCGCUGCUGCCGUGUCAUUGAUGAUUACGCUUGUAAGUGUGGUGGCAUCGUUAAAUUGUUCAUUUGUGGAAACUAUAUUCGGACUACACAAUAUCCAACCGAACCGCCAGCCAGACAACCGCAUUGUUGCUAUACCGGUUUACCUACGUCAAUAACCCGUUCAGAAUCAUCUGAUUCUAGCUUUGAUUUAGAGCAAGGACUUGGCUUCAAUGUCAAUGAGGCUCAGAUUUUCGACAGUGAUGCCAACGCCAGUCUUUAUGGCGGUGGUGAUAAUAUCUACCCAGGUCCUAAUGCUGGUGGGUUCGAUGCCUAUACUUAUGAUUCCACACAACCGGGAGGGAAUCGAUACAAUGGAUAUGCAUGGACAUUUACUCAAGGAGCACAUAAAGCUGCUACAGCUCCUAUACGCUAUUGUGUGAUGAAAUGUAGACAAGCCUCGAAGCAUCAAAAGGUCUUGAUAUACAUGUUACUAUCCUUGACAAUUAUCCUCGCUAGCCUUCAAAUAUACGAUUGGAUCACACUUAUAAUCAUCUCGAAAGUCGAUCUAUUCCUGCCUAGUAUGCCAACUCUGGGGUUCAUAGGAUUUCUAGUAUCUUUCAUUACAAGUUGGGCUGCAAAACGUAAUCAUACUGUUCACCAAGCGAAGAGAUGCAAGAUGCGCCGAUGUCCUCUUCAUGCUUUUACGCCCCCUAGCAAAUCAAUUCGGACAGAAGGUGCUGCCUGUCUUGCGAGAUACGAAAGCUUCUUGAGCCUAUGA
Sclerotinia borealis F-4128 is the source of this 1854-nucleotide messenger RNA. Lineage: Eukaryota; Fungi; Ascomycota; Leotiomycetes; Helotiales; Sclerotiniaceae. The record is from the annotation of a GenBank genome assembly.